UGCAAAACACAGGCUGGUUCAGUUUUUUCCACGAAUCAAAAAUGGUUGGAGAAAUAUUGAAUAAGAGAGAGAGAGAGAGAGAGAGAGAUAGAGUUUCAGAGUUGACACAACAUUGAAGUAAACUAAACUCCUAACCUCUUUAUCUAUGUGUAUAUAUAAAACUCAAAAGUACAUAUAAUCUUCACCAUUCACACAUAGUCACAUACCAAAGCAAAAACAUGGAUCGUUGCACGUCGUCGUUUUUGCUUCUCACAUUGGUCUCUACCUUGUCCAUUCUCCAAAUCUCCUUUGCUCAACUUGUUCCAGCAAUCAUGACAUUCGGUGACUCUGUAGUUGAUGUCGGCAACAACAACUAUCUUCCGACCCUUUUCAGAGCUGAUUAUCCUCCUUAUGGCCGUGAUUUCGCUAACCACAAAGCCACCGGUCGUUUCUGCAACGGCAAAUUAGCCACUGAUAUAACUGCUGAGACUUUAGGCUUCACUAAGUACCCACCAGCUUAUCUAAGUCCUGAAGCUUCUGGUAAGAAUCUUCUCAUUGGUGCUAAUUUCGCUUCUGCAGCUUCAGGUUAUGAUGACAAAGCUGCUCUUCUCAAUCACGCGAUCCCGUUGUAUCAGCAAGUAGAGUAUUUCAAGGAAUACAAGAGCAAGCUAAUAAAAAUUGCAGGAAGCAAAAAAGCUGAUUCGAUCAUAAAGGGAGCAAUCUGUCUCUUAAGUGCAGGAAGCAGUGAUUUUGUUCAAAACUACUAUGUGAAUCCUCUGCUUUACAAAGUUUACACUGUUGAUGCAUACGGAUCUUUCCUUAUCGAUAACUUCUCUACAUUUAUCAAGCAAGUGUAUGCGGUUGGAGCAAGGAAGAUCGGUGUGACAUCUCUGCCUCCAACAGGAUGUCUUCCCGCUGCAAGAACCCUUUUCGGUUUCCAUGAAAAAGGCUGUGUUUCAAGACUCAACACAGAUGCUCAAAACUUUAACAAGAAGCUUAACGCUGCUGCUUCAAAGCUUCAGAAGCAAUAUUCCGAUCUUAAGAUUGUUGUCUUCGACAUCUACUCUCCACUUUAUGAUCUUGUUCAGAACCCUUCCAAAUCCGGAUUCACGGAAGCAACCAAAGGAUGUUGUGGAACAGGAACAGUCGAGACAACUUCACUCUUGUGCAACCCGAAAUCGUUUGGGACAUGCUCCAAUGCUACUCAGUAUGUGUUCUGGGACAGUGUGCAUCCUUCUGAAGCUGCCAAUGAGAUUCUUGCCACUGCCCUAAUUGGACAGGGCUUUUCUCUCCUCGGUUGAUCUCACGUAUUUUUCUUAUAUUCUCUUUUCAAAUCGCUGUUUCUAUCACACAUUGAGUCAUACAUUUGUUUUUCUUUGAAUUAUGUAUCAAAGCAUCACUGUUUUACUAAAAAUGUAUUGAAACUUAUUACAAGUACUAAACCAAGAGUUGAGAACACUUAGUACCAGAAACUAUAUACAACCAUCUCCCUGUGUGAUCAAAAGAUCUACAUAUACCAUUGCUAUGAGGAAAACCUAAUGAAGUGUUAAAAUGAACAGCGUAGAAUUCUAAGCAGUGAGAAAUCUCCAGCCAGAGCAGCAGGGCCAAAGUUUAAGAAGCUUCAAUCAUUGCAAUUGUUUUCCUGAUUCCUCUACCUUCACUUCUGGUGACAACUUUCCUGACAAAGUCAAUCUUCGUUCUUCUUUACGGUUCUCCUCAGAUGUUGUUGCUUUGGAGCAUGUUGCAGCCUCUAAAUUUCUGUUAACCUCACCCUUAAAAACCAGUGUCUGUUUAGCACCCCUCUUGGCAACGGGAUAAGCCUGCAAAAAUAUAUCAACUUAGAGAUGAAAACUCUCAACUGAUGAAACAUUUCGAACUAAUUCAACAUAAAAACCAUGGAGAUAAUGAAAGAUUCAACAUUAUGUAAUUGUC
Messenger RNA from Arabidopsis thaliana (thale cress), 1911 nucleotides. RefSeq names its product GDSL-like Lipase/Acylhydrolase superfamily protein. Gene Ontology annotation, molecular function: hydrolase activity, acting on ester bonds; catalytic activity. Gene Ontology annotation, cellular component: extracellular region. Lineage: Eukaryota; Viridiplantae; Streptophyta; Magnoliopsida; Brassicales; Brassicaceae. The transcript has 5 exons. Bases 219 to 1280 code for a protein of 353 amino acids. The record is from RefSeq and is marked reviewed.